Messenger RNA from Gossypium raimondii (Peruvian cotton), 1348 nucleotides. RefSeq names its product mitochondrial Rho GTPase 1. Lineage: Eukaryota; Viridiplantae; Streptophyta; Magnoliopsida; Malvales; Malvaceae. The transcript has 6 exons. Bases 451 to 1080 code for a protein of 209 amino acids. The record is from RefSeq and is a predicted model, not a curated record.
UGGAUUUGAUUUUCCGGAAAUUGUUUUCCAACUUUUUCAGUGUUUGUUUGGAAGAAAACAUUUUUCAUUUAGAAAAUCAACUCCAAAACACGGGAAAAUCCCUUACAAUUUUUGGGAAAUUGUCUUACCGUUUCAAUUUCCGUAUGACAUUUUCCUAAAGCUCUCAGGCAUUUUCUCCCUUCAUCCAGUAAGCUACCUUCAUCCAUUCUUCUCCCUUCCUUCAUUCCUUCAAAUUUUAGUGAGAAAACUUCCCUGAGAAAAACGUCGACAACCGAUUUUCCAGUAAUCCCCCACUCUCCUCGCUAUCGAUUAUCGUUGGGUUUUUCAUUUCCUCGGUUCCCUCCUCUCCUGAUCAGGAGAAGGCGUCUAGAUAGGAAAAAGCAACAAUCAAAAAGAAAUGUUUUCUAGUGCUUUGUUUUUGGUCCAGCGAACGUUGGGAAAUCUGUAUUGAUGAAUUCUUUUCUUGGCAGGCCCUAUUUGGAUUCAUAUUCUCCAACUGCUGAUGAGCAAUACGCUGUGAAUGUUGUGGAAUUACCUGGGGGAAUAAAGAAAACUCUAUUCUUGCUAGAAAUCCAUGAGGACGGAGUUUCAAAAUUGCUGUCUAGUAAAGAGUCACUGGCUCCUUGUGACAUAGCUGUAUUUGUUUAUGACAGUUCUGAUGAGUCUUCAUGGAAGAGAGCAACUGAAUUGCUCAUGGAUGUUGCUGGUGAUGGUGAAGACACUGGUUAUGAGGUGCCUUGCUUCAUUGUUGCUGCUAAAGAUGAUCUAGAUUCAUUUCCAAUGGCAAUACAGAAUUCUACCAGGGUUAGCCAGGAUAUGGGGAUAGAGGCACCUAUACCUAUCAGCUCAAAAUUGAGUGAUUUCAAUAACAUAUUUCGAAGGAUAGUAAAUGCAGCUGAGCAUCCUCACUUGAGCAUUCCUGAAACUGAGGCUGGGAGAAGCCGUAAGCAGUACCAUCGGCUCAUAAACCGAUCUCUCAUAGUUGUUUCAGGUAUGCUGAUUGUCUGGCAUCUCACAACUGUUCUAUUCUUAAUGCACUUGAAACUUGGGGUUGUUGAAAAUGUUGGUGACCAUGGUUAGAUUUUCUGAUGACUUCUUGUUGUGCACAUAUUUUACUUUUUUCUCCGUGUUGGUGUGGGGGAAAUCACUAUUUCUUUCCUUUUGUCCACUUGCUUACAGUGUUUGCACCUUAAACCUUUUUACAAGUUAUAGUGUGAUUUUGUUUAAGCAUAUAUGUAUUUGAAGUUUUUCGUAGCAAAAAUUAUCUUUAAACAAUCUGAGAUGGUACGAAGUUGCUUCAACUUGAAUGGCAUGCUCCUUUAUUUUUAUCAUUCACUAUAGUGAACUG